AUGGAUACGAUAGAUACAUUGAAAAUAGCCUUCCUUGAAUUCAUAAACAAACUAAAUCCACUAUUGCCUGAUUAGUUACAUUCUAUCGUUUUAGCAUUCAAAGAAUAAUUAUACUCAAAAACACCUUCUGACUUGUAUGAUUUUGUUUAGCAAAUCCCUGAACUAAAGAAAAGUGAUUCCUCAUGCAACACAUCACCAGAACCACUUCUAAAUAAAGUAGCAUCUCAUGGUUACAAUCCGCUUUCGGUGUGUUCAUAAAAAGAUUCUGAUGACAAAAGUUAAAGUUCAUGUUCAGCUGAAAAAUAUUAAUAAUUGAAAAUAGGUACUAUUAGAUCUAAUGUAGAAAUCAAUAAAAAUUUCUUUCUUAAGCCUACUACAAAGUUCAAUGCAAAUACUUAAAAUAAAAUUUCAAGAAAUGUAGAUAUAGAAGCUAAGGUACAAAGAGAAAAUAUUAAAUUGGUUGACACUUUAAGGGAAAUGCCAAAAUUAAAUAGAGUUUGUUUUGCUGAAAGAACAGGCUUAUUAAGCUAAAUUUCAGAAGCCGUGAAUUAAUUCAAAAAGGAUUGCAUUACAAUAAAUACAGUUUAUGAGAAAAGCUCCGAAAUCAGCACUCCUCAAACUCCUAAUGAUAUGAGGGUUGGUCAAUAAUAAUACUUCUAUUAUUAGCAAUUUCCACAAUAACCAGUAUGUUAAUUCAAAGGAUAUAGUGUACAUUCCAAAACAGGUUUCAUGUAACCAAUUCAAUUUGAUAUGCAGUUCUAAUUGAUGCAACAGCAGUUUUAAAAUUAAUUAAUUUAUAAGAAAUUAUACUUUUGA
Messenger RNA from Paramecium tetraurelia, 816 nucleotides. RefSeq lists its product as uncharacterized. The record is from RefSeq and is a predicted model, not a curated record. NCBI's taxonomy places the organism in Eukaryota, Ciliophora, Oligohymenophorea, Peniculida, Parameciidae. The transcript is spliced from 3 exons.